Diorhabda sublineata is the source of this 2411-nucleotide messenger RNA. RefSeq lists its product as uncharacterized. The record is from RefSeq and is a predicted model, not a curated record. The transcript is spliced from 4 exons. Bases 81 to 1109 code for a protein of 342 amino acids. NCBI's taxonomy places the organism in Eukaryota, Metazoa, Arthropoda, Insecta, Coleoptera, Chrysomelidae.
ACUUUAUUCACUGUUGCCAGCUAUUUGUGUAAUAAUUUAUAACUUCUUUCUAACCUUAAUGUGUGAAAUUCAAAAUUGAUAUGUCUGUUUAUACAUGUUUGAAUUGUAAUAAUUUCAAAGUUUAUAGUACACAAGCAUCAUUAACUAGACAUCUAAAGGAAGUACAUGGGGUUUUUGAUUUACGUAUUCAAAGUUAUCCAAUCGAUACGUUUGAUUACAAAUGUUUAGAAGGAUGUUCCACAUCUUAUAAAAAUGCUAAAGAUUUAAGGCAACAUUUAGUUCAAAAACAUACUAUUUUAAUGGAUCAAGCAAUUUUCGAAUUCGAAGAAGAGGAUGAUUUCUUAAAUUGGAUGUCAAAUAUAAACAGUAAUCCUAAGCAACAAUAUUCCAUUACUGAAGAGCAAGAUAAAAAUGAACAUUUACAAAUAAAACAUUAUUCGUGUUUGUAUACAGAAACUACUGAUAAUGGAAGGACACAAAUAAAAAACAGUAAAUUACAAACUUUGUGUACUAGUGAAAUAAUCGUUAUUAAAAAUUCAAGAACUAAACUUAUAGUUGUUACCUGUUUCAAAACACACUAUGGACAUCCUAAAACCGCGGAAUAUAUAAAAAGUCCUGUUAAUUAUGUAACAAGAAGGGCAAUACAGUUAACUAGCAAAAUGCCUGAAAGGUUAAUAAAUAUAUCUGAUGAAAUUCCGAUGAAUGUAAGUAAAAGACAAUUGAAAGGUGAUACUAAAAGUACAAAGAAAAAACGAUGUCAAAAUAAGGACACUCAAAAUAAUAUUCUCACAGAGCAGUCUAAUUGGGAAUACUAUGAUAAUAAUAACACUGUCAGUACAUUUGAUAAACAAAAUACUAAUAAAAAGAAAUGUGAUAAAACAUCUUUAAAGAAAGACAUAAUUUGUUUGCUGCAAGAAUUGAGUGGAAACGAUUUCGAAAAAUAUGACAUAAAUACAUUAAAUAAUGUAAAAGAGACUCUGCGAGAAUGUUGUAGCUUUUUGAAUAGUUAUGAAAUACCCGAGGAACCACAGUCUACAGUUGAUGAUUCUGCAAUCCCACAAUACCCAUAUCCUCCCUCAUUAUUAUGGUUUUCAGAAAAAGAUAAUUGAUAUUUUAAUAUAGUUAAUAGAUUUUGCUUUUGUUAACAUUUUAAUAAAUUCUAUAAACUUGAUAUUCUCCCAUACUGUAAUCAUUUUUUAGCUGUUUCUUUUUUAAUAUGGUUUUAAAUGAGAUUUCUUUGAAUUCAGUAGAUAUGGAUAUUUCAACUCGUUAACAAGUCAUACCAAUUUGGAAUUUCUGGAAUUUAUACUGUUUACACCAUCACUAUACCAAUACUCACAAUUACACUUUUUGAAAUGUACCCAAUAAUAAAUUGUUGGAUGCAUAUGAAAUCAUUGAAAUUGCAAGACGUAAGUGUAGCUAGCUUAAAUAGGGACAAAGGGCCAAUUCCUUACAGCCUACUCCAUAGUUUGGUGGUCAAGGAAUGAAUGUGAAGAUUCCCGCCAAGGAGGUUUUCCCGCUGGAAUUAAUUUGCGCGGGAGGUUUAUUGGUGGGAAAAUUUAGUAUAAAACAAGUAUGUCAAGUUAAUAGAUUUUACGAGGGCCGUUUUUUUCGACCUCCGAUCGCUCCGUGCAGACGCUACGGGGGCAUGCGCUGUAGGCGACUGCGAAGCUCUCGCACUACACAGUCCGACUUUGUUGUCAUUCAGGCGUCAGUCGGCGUGGUGCUACAGCCACUUAAGCAUGUCCGCCAUUGUAGAUGCUCCCACCAAGUGUGAUUUAUUUUUUACAGGCUCAACGCCUACGUAUGGGGAAAACUUCAUGAGUGAUGGUGUCGAAAGUUGAAAGAUGGCCGUAAUGAUGUAUAUGAUGAAGAAUGCCAAGGACGCAAAACUGUCAUUUCAAGUUACCUGGUUCAACGAGUUGACAGAAAGGUUAAAGAAAACCGCAGUUUCACCAUUUCUGCUUUGUUUACGGAAUUUCCGGAAGUUUCAAGGUCUGUUUGGUUCUCUAUUAUUAUUGAACGGUUAGGCUACAUUGGUGGCAAAUUUCUUUGAAGAGGGUAUUGAAAAGCUUGUCCACAGAUAUGACAAAUGUCUCAAUCUCUCCGGUAAUUAUGUCGAAAAGUAACCGUAAGUGUACCAAUGUUGUGGUAAUAAAAUUAUUGUUUUAUUUGAACUUGUCUUUUAUUUAUAGUCUAUCGGAGGUUGAAACCAAAACGGCCCUCGUAGUUUACCUUCAGUCUCUGAGGACGAUAACUUGGUUAUCGAAACGCGCGUCAGACAGUGUAAUCGUGAGUGGUGGUGUAAACAGUGUAUUCAGUAUCAAGUCAUACGGUUUGACAUACAUAUAAUUCAUGAAGGUUUUUGUAAUUUUUGAAUGAUUUUGUUAAUAAUACAUCUUUUCAGUUAA